AUGGCUGAAUUCGUGAGAUCCCAGAUCUUUGGCACGACCUUUGAGAUCACUAGCCGGUAUUCCGACUUGCAGCCUGUGGGUAUGGGUGCUUUCGGUCUCGUUUGCUCCGCGCGAGACCAAUUGACCGGUCAGCCAGUGGCUGUCAAGAAGAUCAUGAAGCCCUUUAGCACUCCGGUUCUUUCAAAACGCACCUAUCGUGAGCUGAAGCUUCUCAAGCAUCUCCGUCAUGAGAAUAUUAUCAGUCUCAGCGACAUCUUCAUUUCCCCUCUGGAGGAUAUCUAUUUUGUUACCGAACUCCUGGGCACUGAUCUCCACCGCCUUUUGACUUCUCGACCACUUGAAAAGCAAUUCAUUCAGUACUUCCUGUACCAGAUUCUUCGUGGAUUGAAAUAUGUUCACUCUGCUGGUGUGGUCCACCGGGACUUGAAGCCCAGCAACAUUUUGAUUAAUGAAAACUGCGACUUGAAGAUCUGCGACUUCGGUCUGGCUCGCAUUCAGGACCCUCAAAUGACCGGAUAUGUCUCGACUCGUUACUACCGGGCUCCCGAAAUCAUGCUCACUUGGCAAAAGUAUGAUGUGGAGGUGGAUAUCUGGAGCGCGGGUUGCAUUUUUGCCGAGAUGCUGGAAGGAAAGCCUCUGUUUCCUGGAAAGGACCACGUCAACCAAUUUUCUAUCAUUACCGAGCUGCUUGGAACUCCUCCGGAUGAUGUGAUCCAGACCAUUUGCAGCGAAAACACUUUGCGAUUUGUCAAGUCCCUUCCUAAGCGUGAGCGCCAAUCUCUUGCCAAUAAAUUCCGAAACGCGGAUGCUGAUGCUAUCGAUUUGCUCGAGCGCAUGCUUGUAUUUGACCCGAAGACCCGAGUCCGAGCCGAUCAGGCUCUGGCCCAUGAAUACCUGACCCCAUACCACGACCCUACAGACGAGCCUGUCGCACAAGAGAAAUUUGACUGGUCCUUUAACGAUGCCGAUCUGCCUGUGGACACUUGGAAGAUUAUGAUGUACUCGGAAAUCCUUGACUUCCACAACAUCGAUCAAGGCACCGAUGCGGCUCAGGCUCUGGUUGCGAGCCAAGAGCCUCCUGUCGCUCCUCAAACUUUUGCCUAG
Penicillium taxi is the source of this 1104-nucleotide messenger RNA. RefSeq names its product mitogen-activated protein kinase HOG1 (gene sakA). The record is from RefSeq and is a predicted model, not a curated record. Gene Ontology annotation, cellular component: nucleus; cytoplasm. Bases 1 to 1104 code for a protein of 367 amino acids. Lineage: Eukaryota; Fungi; Ascomycota; Eurotiomycetes; Eurotiales; Aspergillaceae. Gene Ontology annotation, molecular function: MAP kinase activity; ATP binding. The transcript has 8 exons. Gene Ontology annotation, biological process: osmosensory signaling pathway; protein phosphorylation; cellular response to oxidative stress.